AUGGGGAAAAUAAUGAAACCCACUAAAUGUGUCCUUGUCCUUUCUGGACGCUUUGCUGGCCGUAAAGGAAUAGUAGUCAAGAACUAUGACGAAGGUACGGCGGAUCGACCGUACGGUCAUGCCUUGGUUGUCGGAAUCGACCGUUAUCCGAGGAAGGUUAUACGGAAAAUGAGCAAAAAGAAAAUUGAACAACGCUCUAAACUUAGACCGUUCAUUCGCGUAUACAACUACACGCAUUUGCUACCUACCAGAUAUUCGGUCGAUGUUGCGUUCAACAAAGCCUUGGUAAACAGAGAGUGUCUACGUGAUGCAGGUCAAAAGCGCAAGGCGCUUCGGGAGGUUAAACAAGCCCUGCAGGAAAGGUAUUUGUUUUAUUUUCAGAUGAUACAAUAG
Molecule: messenger RNA, 393 nt
Organism: Soboliphyme baturini
Lineage: Eukaryota; Metazoa; Nematoda; Enoplea; Dioctophymatida; Soboliphymatidae
Source: the annotation of a GenBank genome assembly